UUGGACAAAGUUCCUCAAUAUGUUCCGUUCUCUUUCUCUGCUUGGUACUUAAAAACUAAAAUAGACACUCCAUCUUGCCUGUACCAGUUACGUUAAAACGUGCUGACGUCCCUUGUGUAGCAACCACCUUGGAGACGUUCGGGUACCGUUAUAGAGGUGUUCUUAGCUGCUGUUACCGUUAACCGAGGUAGCUUCCAGGGGGAUGGUAGGGUCGACUUUGCGGGACCAGUUGAUGGUAUAACAUGCCGUCGGCCACAGGCACGGGAAAAGAGCACUGGUGUGAGACCAAACGUAAUGGAGGGCAGUAGGAGGAAAGCAAGGGAAUCACCAGACAUGCUCCAUUGUGAAAUACCAGGGUCCUACAAGGGACACUUCAGUAUGAAAAGUAGCCCUUAUUCUACUGGCUUCUCUAGCGGUUUGGGUGAUGAGUUACUAGUACAGAAGCACAUGAUUAUCCACUACACCAAGAUCUUGUCAGCACAAGCUAGAGUUGACACCUCUCCUCCAAAGUGUAUGAAAUACAAGGCCUUAUACAAAGCUCAUCAAAAGCAAGAGAUGACAAGAGCAAGAACCAGGUCAGAUAAGGAAAUGUCUGAGUCACGAAAUAACUCCAGGAAUAGUGGGAGACCCACACCUCUGAAUCUGAAGGAUACAUUUUUCGCAGACAGUUAUGUAGAUGAGAAGCAUUUCACCAUAUCACAGAACAAGGGUAAGGUUUGUGGAAGACUUUCAUCUGCUUCAAUCCAGCAGUGCAACAACAGUAGAAAUAACAUCCAGAGCAACCAGCAUUCUUGUACAAGCCCACUUCAUAGCUCCACCACUCAGAGGAGGCCAUUUUCUCCCCAAGCUUAUAGCUAUGCAGCCAGCAAUAUAAAUUAUUCCACUGCUCACAGAGGCUACCGGGAUCCCCUGCAGACAACAUAUAGUGGUGACCUAAUUGAUAAACAUCCCUCUAUGUUUAAGGACACAAAUCAGCCUUUUACUCCUCGUACUCUGAAAAAGGACAGUAAAUCCAUCCUGAAGCAGUGCAGGUACUAUAAUCCUCCAAGGCGAAAGGAGCAACCCAGAGCCAUGAAGAAGCAAUUAGAAGAGAAGAAAAUACAAGACAGACCCUCCAGCCUUUUAGAUGCAUCCUUUUCCACUGAAGCAAAGAAUUUGUCAGAUGCCCAAUGGGUGCUUAAACAGGCUGAGUAUGCUAAUGAAACCUGGGAACCUGAUGAGCUGGAAGAUGAGCAAAUUUGUAUUCAGUGCUCACACAGUAGCAGAACAAAUAGGAAGUUGGAGAAUCUACAUCACAGGGCUUCAUUAUCAAGGACACCUUCUAAUCUAAUGAAGUCUGCCAGUGUGGAUAAAAUCCAAAGAGAGGAAGAAGAGCUGAAAUACCUGGAGUUCAUUGCAGGCGUUACUAAUGAGAUCCUAAUGCUUGGACUGUUUUCUAAUAGGGUGAUUGAGAGGGUAUUUGAGCGUCACGUUGAGCAAAACAGGGAUCUUCUGGAUGAGGGGAAAAUGCGGUACUUGCUUGCUGUGCUUUGUGAAGAUUUAGGUUGCAAGAAAGAGAACAGCCUUGAAAUCCCAGGGGACUACAGUACAUGUGGUGUUCAAGUUCCUGAAAGCUCGCACAUCUCACAUUUCCAAAAGUCUAUCAGCCUUCCAGACCAGAUGAGAGAAGACCUUGCUGCAGAUGCCAAAUUGUUGGACUCUUCUGAUUUACUACACAAGGAUACACAAGCAGACACCAAGCAAAGUUCUUUCCCACAAGAAAAUAGCAAUUUGCUCAUCAGUGACAGACUGAAAUAUAUACACACAGUUUUAAAGGAUGAGGAUAGUGAAACACCACACAGGGAGGAAGAUUUGCUGCAAAUUGUACAAAUUGAGAAAAUUUCAAUGGACAUAAAUAGUGAAGAACCUUUGCUUAAUUCAGUAGUAUCACCAGAACUUGAUGAACUUGUGGAGACAUUUGCUGAAUCACUCCACAUAGAUUGUGAAAAGAAUGCCUCAGAAAUGCUUGAUGUUGAAACCAGUACAGGUCAAAAGCCAGACAUGGAAACAAGUGAUUAAGAUUUGCACUAAUUUCAGAGCUGUAAAGGUCAAGACUAAAAAACUGACACAGGAUUAAUGGACAGUUCCAAGUAGAAAGACAUCUGUUAUUAGGAAAGGCAAUUCUAGCUGUCUGCUACAGUACAAAAUGAAUUAAUGUACAUUCUGGGAGCCACAGAAAGCAAGAACACAUCUUGACUGCUGUUUAUAUAGGAAGUACAUCAGUAUCUCAUAAGUAAGAGUUGUGGUGUAGAAUUUACAGUAAUUUAAAUAAGUUAACCCUUUGCUCUCCCAGCUGAAAAUGUAUGACCAAAGUUUAGGAUCACUAUGGAGAAAAUUAAUUAUGUAGUGCCUCAUUGUAUUCCAUCCAAGCAGAAGAAAGGAAAUGAGGCAAACCUUUCGGACUGCUUUAAAUAAAAAAGAAGGGGAGAGAAAGUAAAAUGAUAGAUCAGCAAGUUAUAUUUUCAAAAGAGUAUACAUUAGCUUUACUCCUGAGAAUUAGUACAAUCCCAUUGUCAAUAGUGUGCACAAGUUCCUUUGGUUGUAUCACUGAUGCAAGUCUUCGAUUUUGUGAAGGAAAGGCAUAAAGAAAAGUUUUUUUUUUUAAUUUGAAUAUGUUCUCAGUAUUAUUUUGUACUAACUUGUAAA
Protopterus annectens (West African lungfish) is the source of this 2685-nucleotide messenger RNA. It is a transcript of the gene SPATA7, whose product is annotated as spermatogenesis associated 7. NCBI's taxonomy places the organism in Eukaryota, Metazoa, Chordata, Ceratodontiformes, Protopteridae. Gene Ontology annotation, biological process: photoreceptor cell maintenance; microtubule cytoskeleton organization; protein localization to photoreceptor outer segment. Bases 295 to 2058 code for a protein of 587 amino acids. Gene Ontology annotation, cellular component: axoneme; ciliary basal body; rod photoreceptor outer segment. The record is from RefSeq and is a predicted model, not a curated record. The transcript is spliced from 12 exons.